Messenger RNA from Paramisgurnus dabryanus, 6408 nucleotides. RefSeq names its product cytoplasmic polyadenylation element binding protein 4b (gene cpeb4b). Gene Ontology annotation, biological process: negative regulation of cytoplasmic translation. Gene Ontology annotation, molecular function: mRNA 3'-UTR binding; translation factor activity, RNA binding; ribosome binding. Gene Ontology annotation, cellular component: neuron projection; nucleus; synapse. NCBI's taxonomy places the organism in Eukaryota, Metazoa, Chordata, Actinopteri, Cypriniformes, Cobitidae. The record is from RefSeq and is a predicted model, not a curated record.
AUUGCGCUGUGGAGAGAAGGACAGCAGCGGCAGCGCAGCAAGGGGAACAGCAGUGCGCUGGUGAAAAAAAUAAGACAGAAACGCAAAUUUAACAAUGCAAACGACGAAUGAACGCAUUGCAGUUCAUCAGUAACGAAACUAGUGCUUUUACAUUGACGUCAAUGACGUAGAAUCGUUUAAACGAGUGAUUUAAAGGUUAGCAGCUGGCUAAAGCGAGACAGGGCUGUGUCAUUGAGAAAGCAGGACACGUCAAGACGAGGAAAGAGAGAAAGAAGCAGACACUCGUGUCGGAUCCCCAGUUUAAAACACCAGAUCAUCAGUUUAUUGCAGCCUUUGCGUUAGUAUUGCGUGUCGAUAAUAACCGGAACGAGUGUCUGUCCUCAGUCAUCGCCUGGACCAGCCGCUAAGGACAUAGGAAAAAUAACAGGGUCGGAGCCAGGUUAAACUGGAGAACAUAAAUGGGGGAUUACGGGUUUGGAGUCUUAGUGCAAAACAACACUGGCAACAAGUCUGCUUUCCCAGUACGAAUUCACCCACACCUGCAACCGCCGCACCACCACCAGAAUGCCACCCCCAGCCCUGCAGCUUUCAUGAACAGCACCCCGGCCGGGAAUGGUAGCAGUAGCGGCUCGACCUGGCUGUUCCCGGCAGCCACUGCUCACAGCAACAUGCAAGAUGAGAUUCUGGGCUCAGAGAAACCCAAAGCCCAGCAACAGGAGCUACAAGAGACCCAAGACAAGCAGCAGCUCUCGCCUGGCCAUCAGGAGAGCGUCAUUAUCUCUGAGCUCGAAAAGGCUCGCUCGGAAGAGAGCAAAGGUGAGAACGGGUCAUCCGAGGGGACCAAUGGCAAGGAGAAGCUGCGUUUGGAGUCACCCGUGCUGACGCCCUUUGACUAUCAGGAGCCCUCAGGCCUGGGCACGGCCCCCCAGUCCAGCAGCUCCUCCCUGACCAGUUUCAACAACUGGUCGGCCGCUAUCCCCGCCACCGCUUCCACCAUUAUAAACGACGACAUGGGCUUCUUCAACCCCGCCGCUUCGGCCAACAACGGCCCUUUGCUGUUUCAGAAUUUCUCCCACCACGUCAGCCCGGGCUUCGGUGGUAACUUCUCCCCGCAGAUCGGUCCGAUCUCGCAGCAUCACCCGCCUCAUCCCCACUUUCAGCACCCUCACAGUCAGCACCAGCAGCAUCGUCGUUCUCCUGCCAGCCCCCACCCACCGCCUUUCCCUCACCGCAGCGCCCCCUUUGGUCAGCUGCCGCAUCUCUCCAACAACCUGAGCAAGCCUCCCUCACCUUGGGGUAGCUAUCAGAGCCCCUCGCCCUCUCCCUCAUCCACAUCCUGGAGCCCAGGUGGGGGUUACGGUGGUUGGGGUGGCUCCCAGGGACGCGAGUACCGCAGAGGCCUGAAUGGUGGCUUGACGCCUCUCAACUCCAUCUCACCUCUGAAGAAGACUUUCCCCAACAACCACAUGCCCCAGCAGAAGUACUCCCGCACCAGCCCCGGCUUCAACCCAAAGUCCUGGAUGGAUGAGAGCAGAAGCGAGAACAUAUUCCCUUUCCAGGAUCGUCCCCGAUCAUUCGAUGGCUUCAACAUGCAUUCUCUGGAGAACUCUCUGAUUGACAUCAUGAGGGCUGAGCAAGACACACUAAAAGGUCGCCUCGGAUUCACCCAUCCAGGAGGAGACAGCCCCUUGCCCAUAAACGCAAGGAAUUAUGGGAGGCGACGAGGACACUCAUCUCUGUUCCCGAUGGAAGAUGGCUUCCCAGACGAGGAGAGAUCCGAUCCGAGCCUGCCAGGCCUCGGUUCUCCACACUGCUUCCCUCAUCAGAACGGAGAGAGGGUGGAGCGCUAUUCUCGCAAGGUCUUUGUGGGCGGCCUCCCCCCUGACAUUGAUGAAGAUGAGAUAACAGCUAGUUUUCGCCGCUUUGGGCAUCUGUUUGUGGACUGGCCUCACAAAGCAGAAAGCAAGUCAUAUUUCCCACCAAAAGGUUACGCGUUCCUCUUGUUUCAAGAUGAGAGUUCUGUUCAGGCUCUUAUUGACGCCUGCAUCGAGGAAGACGGAAAGCUCUACUUAUGCGUAUCCAGCCCUACUAUUAAAGACAAACCUGUCCAAAUUCGCCCGUGGAAUCUUAAUGAUAGUGAUUUUGUGAUGGAUGGCUCACAGCCCCUGGACCCAAGGAAGACCAUAUUUGUGGGUGGAGUGCCGCGCCCGCUUCGUGCAGUGGAGCUGGCGAUGAUCAUGGACAGGCUGUAUGGCGGCGUGUGCUACGCAGGCAUUGACACAGACCCAGAGCUGAAGUACCCUAAGGGUGCAGGGCGGGUCGCCUUCUCUAAUCAGCAGAGCUACAUUGCUGCUAUCAGUGCUCGUUUUGUACAACUGCAGCAUGGAGAAAUCGAUAAACGGGUGGAAGUGAAGCCAUACGUCCUGGAUGACCAGCUGUGCGAUGAAUGUCAGGGGACUCGCUGCGGAGGCAAGUUCGCUCCUUUCUUCUGCGCUAACGUGACCUGUCUCCAGUAUUACUGUGAAUACUGCUGGGCGGCCAUCCACUCGCGCGCCGGCCGGGAGUUCCACAAGCCCCUGGUGAAAGAGGGCGGCGACAGACCUCGCCACAUCUCCUUCCGCUGGAACUAAACCUGGUGGGUCAGGAGAUACAGAGAGAGAAAGAGGAGGAGAGUAGGUUUAGGAGGAGUCGCAAAAUCAUCAUCUGAAUAAAUGCACUUUUCUGUUGCUGGUUCCUUUUUAGUUUGAUUUAAAAAAAAAAAGACAGAGACAAACGAAAAAUCUACAAUUUUAAUUUGUCAUUUAAUAUAUUUAAAAAAAAUGGAUGUGUGUAUCCAAAAAAAGUUUCAGGAAAAGAAAAUGUCUAAUCCAUCUCUCUAUUUUUUUAUAACUCAUUUCAUUUUCAAGUGCACAGAGAUGUGAAUAUAUUGAGUAUUAGUAUAAUUUGUCAGUAAGUAUCUGCAUGACGUUAGAAUUGGCUUUUUUUCUUCACAUUGCAAUUGUUAGUAUUACGUCCUAUUUUAAUUUAAUCGAAAAGGCGAAGGAGCAGAUAGGAAGAGAAAAGGUGUGAGAAGAGUGCACUUAUUUCUUUGCUUCCCAGAGUGCAGAUGUGUUGUCUAAGAUCUAAGUUGUUAACCAAAGCUUGGGAUUUAAAGAAGCGAAUUCUCUCGACUCUUUGUAUCAUUACUUCUAUAAGACCAUGCUAAUCUUUAACGUUUCCUGACGACGACAACGGCUGUCUGGAUUCGAUCUCUAUUUUGACAUGCAAGAAAACUAAUACCUCAAGCUUAGCUGCUAGUUUAAGUCAAAUAUUUAAUAGAAAACAAACAAGCUGGUCUCCUCCUUACCCCCAGGACCACAGAAAAGGAAAAUGACAUCAGCAAAUGGCACAUUGAGAAAAUCUGCUCUGUCACUUCCUAGUUUGAUAUUUAGAUUCCGACGGCGGUUGUGAAACUGCAUCCCGGUGUGGAGUGUGUGUGUGUAUGUGUGUUGUUAAAGUUGCAGUAGUCUGCCUGCAAGCUGGUUCGAACGUAAGGGACUUAAUUUCUGGUCCGGUUUUAAGAUAGGACCACCCGUUGUUCUCUCAGGCUGUAAGCAGCAAGCCUCUGUUUUCGUUUGUCUGUCUUUCUCGCAAUAUGUGUCUCGUAAGCCUUUACCCAGAAACCCCAGAACCCAAAGUGAGGUACACGUAAGCAAACAGCGAAUGCUACUUUUAAAAAAAAAAAAAAGAAACGAUCGAACAAUAUACCUCCUGUCCUCCAGCACCCGUGCUCACUCAGCCUGAGUGUCGAGCAUAUCUGAAGGUAGUCAAUGCAUCUCUCCGCUCGUUGGCCCCCUUGCCCCCCAACUCUCACCUGCCGAAGUUUGACUUUUAGACAUUAGGGAACCAAAGAUGGUUGUGUAGUAGCUAGCGGAACCUCGGACAUUGCCUUUCUUGCUUUCUUUCUCCUUCAGAAGUGAUAACGUCAACCCUCGUCCCAUCCGAUCUAAAGACCAGACGGGCUCCAGAAACCAAAGAUUGGCCUUGAAUUGAUCAGCAUGCAGUUAAAAUCAUAGCAACACUAGUGAAAAACCAAUGCGCGUCGGCCUUUUCGCGAGUCUAGGCGCUUUUCCAAAGGUUUAAACGAAGGAGACGUGUGUGGUGUGUAGUUCACUGGUCGGUCGGGUAUUGUUAAGGAGUUUACGCCAGGCGUCAGGUUUCAGACGUGAAACGUAAAGUCGCAUCCAAUUUGGUAGAGAUUUACAGCUACUAGAGUAAAAGUCAGGGAGUUAGUGAUCAAUAACGACUUGAUACACUAGUGAGAAAUUGAUCCUUGUGUUGGCACGAUGGCGUUUUGAUACGACGCCGCCCGUUCAGCACUAUCACUUGAGCUUGUUGGUGUGGUGGUUGAACAUUUUCGAAGUUAAACACUUUUUUGAAGAAUUUGCUGUUAAUGAGAUGGCAAAAAAAAAAGAUUAUUUUAUACAUGGCCUGCUGAUUUUUUGGUACAGUGUUUUCUAGCUAAAUUAUUUUGUCAUGCACAUAUAAACGACAUUUAUUAUGCACUACUUUUCUAAAUACUUUUGUUUUUCGACAGUCAUUUUAGGCACAUUUUUCACAAAUGGAAAACUCCUUUUUGCAAUACCUCAAUUUUUCACAUUGUGAAAGGUAGCUUUUGUACUUUUGUUACUGAGAGAUCUGCAUAUAUGGAAAUUUUCAUUUUAAGAGAAGAAAAAAAACACGGAGUGAAUUUAAUAUAUAUUAUUUUCAAUUAUGCUUUUUAUACAUUUCAGUGCUGAGGAAUCUUUACAACAAAGCACGCACUUGUGUUGAUGCGACAAAUCUUGCAGAGGAGAGAGAGAGAGAGAGAGAGAGAGCGUAGUGUACCGCUUAAGGUCUUGGCUCUCGUACACUAGAUGGCAAAAAUGAUUUUAAACUCGUUCGACAGCAGCAUGGUAAGAACACGUUGUCGUUCAUGUUAAUAUUGCGGAAACGGCUAACCUACUUGGAUGUCUUUCUGGUUUCCUCUCCAUAGCUGGAAUAUAAACUAUAAUCUAAGGAGAAUGCUAAAUCUGGUUCAUGUUUAGGCUGAUCCUCGUAUCACAAGAAUGGAUGUUUGAUGUUUAGAUAUUUUACCAUUUGAAAAUCUCUAUAUAUUCUUGAACUGCCAACUAGUUCCUAUUGUAAUCCUUAGCAUGCAUGAUGAGAAAAAAGACGUACACGAAUUAGCUAUUGAAAUAAUUACUUGUUGUGGUUGUGCACCAGAUGUUUCUCUAAACAUUUAAUUUGUUAAGGCCGCCCGACGCCCUGCACCCUUCCCAUGUUAUUCUCGACGCCUUCCCCGUAAUCCGACGUAUCCCAUAUAUAGGAUGCGCAUAGAGAAACGCGUCGAAUCCUAAAAAAAGCGAAAACCCGAACGAAUGAAUUUGCAGUGCAGGACGAAAGCAUCUUCUAUCUAAGUACGCUGUUUGGAAAGACUUGAGAAUUUCAUCCCCACUGUCUGUUUUUGAAGUAAAUCAGUAAACCCGUUUGGAGAAAGGGGAACUUAAGACUUGAAUGUGGUAAAUGUUGCAAGUUAACUUCGAGUUGUUAUGUGCAAUACUUUUUUUGAACUUUUUCCAGAUAUAAGAAGACUCUUUGCAAUGUAAUUCUUUAAUGCCAUUUUUAAUUGCCGACAUUUAAAGAUGUUAAUAUGUUUUUCACAGUCAUUUUCUACUGUUAUUGUAAUCCUUUUCAUGCUGGUGUUUGUAAAAAAGAAAAGAGAAAUCAAACUAUUUGUACUAAUAUAAAAUAAUUGAAGUUAUUUUUAAAACAUUAAAGGUUUUGUGCUCAUUUGCUUAUUUUGUUUAUUUCAAGCUACUGUGAUCGAUCGCAUUGUAAUUAUUAGGUCAAUAAUGUAUUUAGCUGUUUAUUGGUAUAUUUUUAAUUGGAAUGUAUAAUUAAUUUUUAUAAUUUUGAUCAGAUUUUUGUUAUAUUUUUGAGGUGAAGCUUUUAAUAUGUUAAAGUGUCUAGUUUUUACUAAUUGCUAUAUUGUGCUCCACAAUAUAUGGUUCACAUUUUCUGAAGGAAAAUAAAUAUUUAAAUAUCUGUCUGUUAAUGAUGUUACUUAAUGGCAAAAUUUCAAUAGUUUUUAACUGUGUAUGGGAAGGUUGUUGUAUUUAUUAAUAGCAUUUUUUUACUUAAGAUAUCACCUUAAUUUUUAUUGUCAUUUCACUUUAUAAGUUCCUAUUUUUGUAUUUUCCUUUCUAAUUAAGUUAUGUUAUACGAAAUGUUCAUAUUCUAGGAGUUGGUCUGUAAGUGCUAGUGAAACGAAAAAGAAAAAUCUAAUGUUAUUUAAUUGUUUGCAGCCAACUAUUUAUAACAAUAUGCAUAAUUUUUAAAUAUUUGUAAUGUGAAAUGUUGAAUGAAUAAAACUUAACUGUGACAAGA